CCACACCACUGUACAACCUACUGCAGCGAAACUUUACUCUGGAAUUACAUCUUUUGGUCACUAUAUCCAGCUAAAAGUCAUUGUUUGAAGAAUCUGAAAGCUCAACAUCAACAACACGAAAAACACUUGUACCUCCGUAAGUCAGAAACCUUAGCUCUUCAAUUCAAGCUCAGAGAGAAAAAUGGCUGAGGCAAAGGAUCGUGAAAACUUCGUUUACAUCGCUAAGCUUGCCGAGCAAGCUGAACGCUAUGAUGAAAUGGUGGAUGCAAUGAAAAAGGUAGCAAAGCUUGAUGUUGAAUUGACAGUUGAAGAGCGGAACCUGUUGUCAGUUGGGUAUAAGAAUGUUAUUGGAGCUCGUAGAGCUUCAUGGAGGAUUUUUUCAUCGAUUGAGCAAAAAGAAGACGCAAAAGGGAAUGAACAGAAUGUGAAGAGAAUUAAAGAGUACAGACAAAAGGUUGAAUCAGAAUUGUCCAAUAUUUGUGGUGAUAUUAUGACUGUGAUUGAUGAACAUUUGAUUCCUUCCUCGUCAGGCAGUGAAUCCACUGUUUUUUUCUAUAAAAUGAAAGGGGAUUACUACCGAUAUCUUGCUGAGUUUAAGACGGGCAAUGAUAGAAAGGAGGUAGCUGACGAAUCAAUGAAGGCAUACCAGGUAUGUCAAUUUUUU
Messenger RNA from Olea europaea var. sylvestris, 664 nucleotides. Its product is annotated as 14-3-3-like protein D. The transcript has 3 exons. Gene Ontology annotation, cellular component: cytoplasm. The annotation marks the transcript as partial. The record is from RefSeq and is a predicted model, not a curated record. Gene Ontology annotation, biological process: signal transduction. NCBI's taxonomy places the organism in Eukaryota, Viridiplantae, Streptophyta, Magnoliopsida, Lamiales, Oleaceae.